UACAAAGGUCGGGACAGCAGGUUUAUAGAUAGAUCUUUGGUCCUUCGUUUCAGUAGCAGGUGAUCAAAAGGCAAUCUUGUUCCAAACACUGAGCUGCCAACACGAAGACGCACCAUGUUCAGGAUUUCUCUAAUCGUCUGUGUUUCGCUGAUACUUGGCAUCACAGCAAAGCCUUGGAAUAAACUUUCAGAUGAAGUCUUCCAGAAAGCUGUCAUGUCUAUAGAUGAGAGAGGUAGGCCAGCCUGGGCAGUGGCAGUUGAGCCUCCUGAGGAUAUGGAUAGGACCCACUAUGAUAUUGACCCCAACAUGAAGAUCUGGAAGAGUAUGAGAGGCAGCGGACAGGAGAAAAAAUAUCUGAAGGCUGAGGAAGACUUGGAUGAGCUGUACCAUCCCUCAACGGGUAAUCUCCUCCGAGGUCGAAACCAAAACUUGGAUGUCCCCCCUGUUGUCCAGGCUGAGCCGGUGAUACCUCAGAUGGCGGUUAAAAUUCAGGCCAGGGUUCACCUUGAGCCUGAGGAGGACAUGGAUGCUGUGUACCACAAAGAACCAGUCAGGCCGGUCUUUCACCAGGACAACAUCAGAGCUGCCUAUCCUGUCAAUUUUCCACCUCAGAAGCACACUGAGCCAGAGGAAGAUUUGGAUAUGAUCUACCAUCGCUGAUCUUCCAACAACUCAGCUCUUUAUCAUUUAAGUUCAUGUAGCUGCAACUGAGUAAAAAGAAAAUAAUCAAGAGCUUCAUUUGAUUCAAUUACACUGCCUUAAAGCUUCACUAAGCAAGAACACCUAAAUCUGUGUCGCUCAUAUGCAUCUUGAUGAUAAAGAUACUGUAAACACUC
Molecule: messenger RNA, 836 nt
Organism: Haplochromis burtoni (Burton's mouthbrooder)
Lineage: Eukaryota; Metazoa; Chordata; Actinopteri; Cichliformes; Cichlidae
Exons: 4
Coding region: 115-660 (181 amino acids)
Source: RefSeq, a predicted model, not a curated record